Condylura cristata (star-nosed mole) is the source of this 3471-nucleotide messenger RNA. RefSeq names its product cap methyltransferase 2 (gene CMTR2). Lineage: Eukaryota; Metazoa; Chordata; Mammalia; Eulipotyphla; Talpidae. The record is from RefSeq and is a predicted model, not a curated record. Gene Ontology annotation, molecular function: methyltransferase cap1 activity. Gene Ontology annotation, biological process: 7-methylguanosine mRNA capping. Gene Ontology annotation, cellular component: cytoplasm; nucleus.
UUGGCUGAGGUGCCACCGGGAGGCGGUUUCCCUCUACUGGUGUCGCGAGGGCGGCUCCGGGAUCCUUCUCGGCCUCCGAGCACGCCACCUCAUUUACCUGCGGCGGGAGGGCGCCGCGACUCAAAGAAAGGAGAGACCGUCUCGGAAAGCAGCCCCGGGAGCGAAGUGGAGAAUGGCCCCGUUGAGUGCGGGGGAGCGCACAGCCGCUGUUGACUCUGGGGGCCGAGGUGGGCGUGAGCGAAGGUAAUCCUCGCCCGAGGUCCGGCCCUGCGUAGACUUCCCAGUAGAUUUUAAUUUAAUUUGAAAAUGAGUAAGUGCAGAAAAGCUCCACUGGGUUCAGGUCCUGAGACAUUCAGCCCAGAUGUUCUUGCUGACAUUGUUGAACUGUUUGCCAAAAACUUUUCUUAUGGCAAGCCACUUAAUAAUGAGUGGCAGUUACCAGAUAUGAAUGAGGUUUUCACUUGUGACCAUGUGGAAUUUAAUGCAUUUCUUGAUUUGAAGAACUCACUAAAUGAAGUAAAAAAUCUACUGAGUGAUAAGAAACUGGAUGAAUGGCACGAACACACUGCUUUCACCAACAAAGCGGGAAAAAUAAUUUCUCACGUGAAAAAAUGUGUGAAUGCUGAGCUUUGUACUCAAGCAUGGUGUAAGUUUCACGAGAUUUUGUGCAGCUUUCCUCUUAUUCCACAGGAAGCUUUUCAGAAUGGAAAACUGACUUCCCUACACCUUUGCGAAGCUCCUGGAGCUUUCAUAGCCAGUCUCAAUCACUACUUAAAAUCCCACCGAUUCCCCUGUGAGUGGAGUUGGGUAGCUAAUACCCUCAAUCCAUACCAUGAAGCAAAUGAUAAUCUUAUGAUGAUUAUGGAUGACCGACUUAUUGCCAAUACCUUACGUUGCUGGUACUUUGGUCCAGAUAACACUGGUGAUAUCAUGACCUUAAAAUAUCUCACUGGACUUCAGAAUUUUACAAGCACCAUGGAUACCAUUCUCUUGAUCACUGCAGAUGGGAGUUUUGAUUGCCAGGGAAACCCCGGGGAACAAGAAGCUUUAGUCUCAUCUCUGCAUUAUUGUGAAGCUGUCACUGCUCUAAUGACUCUUGGGAAUGGUGGCUCUUUUGUUCUGAAGAUGUUUACUUUGUUCGAACAUUGUUCCAUAAACCUGAUGUACCUGCUGAACUGUUCUUUUGACCAAGUCUGUGUUUUCAAACCUGCCACUAGCAAGGCAGGAAACUCAGAAGUCUAUGUGGUGUGUCUCUACUAUAAGGGACAAGAGGCCAUCUACCCCCUGUUAUCGAAGAUGGUGCAGCAUUUUGGGACUGAAAUGACCAGGAAAGCACUCUUUCCCCAUCAUGUGAUUCCCGAAUCUUUUCUUAAGAAACACGAAGAAUGUUGUGUGUUCUUUCAUAAAUAUCAGCUACAGACUAUUUCUGAGAACAUUCGUCUGUUUGAGUGCAUGGGAAAAGAGGAAGAAGCAAAACUGAAUAACUUAAGGGACUGUGCUGUUCAGUAUUUCCUGAAAAAGUUUCAAUUGAAACCUCUUUCCAGAAGUAAUUGGCUAGUUAAAAAAUCUAAUAUUGGGUGUAGUACAAAUACAAAAUGGUUUGGACAGAGGAACAGGUAUUUUAGGACCUAUAAUGAAAGGAAGGUACUGGAAACGCUUUCAUGGAAAGAUAAGGUGGCGAAAGGAUACUUUAAUAGUUGGGCUGAAGAGCAUGCUGCCUACCAGCCUGGGCAAGGGUCUUUUUUAGAAGGAACAGCUUCUAAUCUGGAGUGUCACUUAUGGCAUGUUUUAGAGGGGAAGAAACUGCCAAAAGUAAAGUGCUCUCCUUUUUGUGAUGGUGAAAUUUUAAAGGCUCUUAAUGAAGCAAUUGAAAAAUCAUUAGGAGGAGCUUUGAAUUUGGAUCCAAGUUUUAGGCCAAAGCAGCAGUAUUAUUGUUCUUGUCAUGUUUUUUCUGAAGAGCUGAUAUUUUCUGAGUUGUUUAGCCUUGCCAGAGACCUUCAGGAUGAGCAACUUGUAGAACCCAACAGCCAGAUAAAGUGCUUGCUUGUUGGUUUUUCAGCUCUUCAUGAUACCAAGAUACAUUUGCCACUGGAAAUUGUCCAAGAGUCCGCUGAACUCAAGACUUUUAGUUGUUCGUUGCUUCACGAUGGAGACCCAGCUUACCAGCGGUUGUUUUUGAAUUGCCUUCUGCAUUCGUUGCAGCAACUUCAUACAGGAGAUGCUAUGGUUUUGCCUGUACUCUCUUGUUUUACGAGGUUUAUGGCUGGUUUGAUCUUUGUCCUCCACAGUUGUUUCAGAUUCAUCACAUUUUCUUGUCCUACAUCUUCUGAGCCCCUGAGAACCUGUGCAGUUCUGCUCUGUGUUGGUUAUCAGGACCUCCCAAAUCCAGUGUUCCAGUAUCUUCAGAAUGUGAGUGAAUUGUUGAGUGCUUUACUCCACUCUGAUGCACCCCAGCAGAUUUUACAGUUUGUGCCAAUGGAGGUGCUCCUCAAGGGGGCACUACGAUUUUUUGUGGGAUUUGAAUGCCGCCAUUGCUAAAAGGCAUUUGCAUUUGAUUAUUCAAGGAGAGCAAGAAGAAAUCACCAGUCUUGAGUUAUGAGCAGUCUUGAGUUAUGAAAUUGAACUUACUCUUUCUGGGAUUCAGCUUUAUGGCUUCUUACAGUUUGCAAUGAAAUGUUACUGCAUUCCUUUGCUGUGUUUAUUUAAAAACCUACAUUUUGGGGAUAGAUCAACUUUUGUAUCUUUUUAAGUCUCAUUUCUGGAAAGCCAUUAUCUAAUUCUGAUCUCUAAGCUACUUAUACCCACAGUUUCCACGUGGUGGGAUCUGUGCAGCGAUGAUCUUCAACCUCAAACACAAGAUUCACGUAUGUCCUUGGGGUGGACACACUUCUGGUUGCAUAUGCAGUUUAGUUGGUCUUAUUUUUCCUUAAGGUUUGCACCUGUGUGCCUUACUUCAGAUUCGAUUUUUUUUUCUCAAUGAAUUACCUCUUAAUGGCUAAUUCUUUAUGAAUUCAUCUUGGGUAGAAGGAUGUGCAUCACUCCUCAACUACACAGCCCUUAACAUUUACCAUGUCAAUUAUGGAUUCAGGGAACUCAUCAGGGAACUUUCUUGAUAUAGGCCAUUCAUUCCCUUUAAGUCAUUGACCCAGUUGACUUUUAAGGUUCAAAUUCAGUUAGUGUGCUGUUCUAAAUAUAUUUACCACCCACAGUCAUCCAACUAGAAAGGAUGUCAGGACAGCUUCAAACCAAAGAUCAUGUUUAAAAAAAUGAAAAUUGUGUCUGAUUUACUUCUGUAUCAUGAAAAACUUCAUUUAGUAACUAUGUAGUAGUAUUUAGCUUCCAGGAAAUAAUCUGUGAAAUAAAAGAUUUUUUAAAUUGCAAAAUAAUGUUUAUGAUCUCAUUGGGGAACCUAUGAAUGUGCUAAAUAUAGUAAAUAACUUAAAAAUUUUUUUAACACUUUCAGACUGAUUG